Messenger RNA from Impatiens glandulifera, 759 nucleotides. Its product is annotated as transcription factor MYB1-like. The transcript has 3 exons. The coding region runs from base 1 to 759 and encodes 252 amino acids. Lineage: Eukaryota; Viridiplantae; Streptophyta; Magnoliopsida; Ericales; Balsaminaceae. The record is from RefSeq and is a predicted model, not a curated record.
AUGAGGAGCAUCUCUCGGUCGGAUAAGAACGGAAGCAGGCGUGCGAAAAGAGCAUCGCUGAAGUAUCGGGAACCCUUGAGUAAGCGUCAGGAAGUGUUGAUGCUUCCUCCUCUUGCGCAGCAGCCGCUUUCGUGGGAAUCAUCGGUUGUCGGAAAUCUUAGCCAGCAGCAGCCAACUCCAAGCAUCUGUUCUCGAUUGAAAAAGGGAACGUGGACAGAUGAAGAAGAUAGAACUCUAGUUGAUUACAUUUGUAAGCAUGGGGAAGUGAACUGGAACACCGUUGAGAAAGAAUCUGGAUUCAAUCUCUGCAUGAAAUCAUCGUGUAAGUUAUGCUGGAUAAAUCAUUUAAGACCUGAUUUGAAGAAAGGUCCGAUAACAGCCGCCGAUGAAAUAGAGACGAUUGUUCUUUUUAAUGCCAGUAUUGCAAAUAAAUGGUCACGCAUAGCUGAAGAGGAAACCAACACUACUCAAGCACCAAAUUUGAACAACACAGUAGAUGAAGCACAUAAUCUGAACAAAUUCACCCCUGUUGUUGAACCCAAAAGGUACCCAAUUAUUGGUAUAAAAAAAUGUAGAUUUCGAGACCCUAAAGGGUUGUUUCGGGACCCCGAAAGGGUAGUUUCGGGACCUGAAAGUAUGGUUUCUGGACCAAAAAUGAUAGUUUGGGACCCAAUAGGGUCGUUUCGUGACCCGAAAUGGUGGUUUCAUGACCCGAAUGUAUGGUUUCUGGAUCAAGAAAUGCAGGUUUCAGGACCCUAA